GAAUUGGGGAGGGUUUAAAGCCACUCAAUAGUGUGCAGACGCGGGCACUCCCACGCAGUGUGUGUGGCGUUCAUUGGUCCAUUGGGCAUCAUCAUGUUCAGCACCACGCAGAAUGAACAGCGACACGCAGGAUGCACCAGGAUGGUUCAGGACGCUGGGCUGUACCUAAUGGACCACCGGUGUUUGGCAAAUGUGUACAGUCGGAAGAUGGUUGUGGAUUGAGAUUAGUGGACUGUUCACCGAGUGGCCUGGAUCGUAAAACCACCUCUCAGGUUACAAGCAGCAGCCUCUGAUGUGCUCUUCUGCCGCAUCGACAAGCACCGACGCCCGACCUGCAGGUCCCCAUGCCGUCGCCCCGGUGCCUCCUUCGCCUCUUGUGACAUGACAGCUCCGGGAAGAAAGAGGAAGUCACGGGGUAGGAUUGGAUCAACCAGGGACAGAACUUGACUGGUCCACACAGGGACCCACCUGCGGCCCCCUCAGACUGAAGACUGGCUGGUGGCUUUGAGAGUGUGGUGAUCACCCACCUUCUCUUCCACCCCCACCGGAUGCCCGGACCUCGUCGCGCCGCAGCAGGUCUACUCCCAGUCCGCGGUGCAUCUGCAAAUCUCCCGGCCGGUCUUCAGGCAGCUCCUCACCGUCAUGGGCUGCAUCCAGAGCAUCGCCUGCAACAAGUCGCGCAUCCGGAGGGAGAACAUCGCGGUGUGCGAGCUGGCGGCCACCAUCGACCACUGCCCCACGGCCAUAGAGGAGGAGUCGCCCAUUGUGCUUCGCUACAAGACCCCCUAUUUCAAAGCAUCGGCGCGGGUCGUCAUGCCGCCCAUUCCGCGCAACGAGACGUGGGUGGUGGGCUGGAUCCAGGCGUGCACCCAGAUGGAGUUCUACAACACCUAUGGAAACAUUGGCAUGUCAAGCUGGGAGCUACCUCAGCUGCGAGAAGGCCUGGUGAGGGCCAUCAGCGACUCAGAUGGUGUCAGCUACCCCUGGUACGGUAACACCACCGAGACAGUCACCAUCGUGGGCCCCACCUCCAAGCCGUCCCGCUUCACCGUUAGUAUGAACGACAACUUCUACCCGAGCGUCACCUGGGCCGUGCCGGUGAGCGAAUCCAACACUCCUUUGCUGACCAACAUCAAGCGAGAUCAGAGUUUCACCACCUGGCUGGUGGCCCUCAACGCCGCCUCCAGGGAGAAGAUCUUGCUGCACACAAUCAAGUGGAGGAUGAGGGUGGACAUCGCCGUGGAGCCCUCUCGGCCUCUGGGCUACAGGGCCAGGCUGGUGGGCCGGCUGCACCAGGAACAGCCGCGGGUGUUGAGCCACAUGGAGCAGAUCCCGACCAACGCCAUGGGGAGGCCCAACGCUAAUGACGCACAGGUUCUAAUGUGGAGGCCCAGGAGAGGUCCUCCACUUGUAGUCAUACCACCCAAGUAGAGUUCAUACUGUUGGCACAACAUCACAGUUACAGCCUUUCUCCACUUAUCAUCCUGAGGGGGAGGGGACAACCGCCUUAAUUCCCUACCGCUGCCUUCGAUCAUCCAGAAAGUCUCUUGGCACAGCACAACUGAGCAAACAAACUCAAAAUAGAUGGACUGUAGCUACCACGGCUCAGAAAACAAACUAAAUAUUAAUAAAGACAAUGAAACUGCAGCCUUAAGAUACUUACCUAACACUGGGGCUGCUGAUGGCGUUCACUGAGAGCCAUGCCGUGAUGUAGAAGUCACCGCUGUAUCAAUCAAAAUGUGGCGGCACAGUGCAUUUUUAAAUGCGUGAAGAUAUGCGUGUUUGUACGUUUUCUAUAAUGGGUCCAGAUUGCUGCUGAUUUGUUACACGAGACUGCCUCAACCUACACUUAUGUUUACAUAUUAUCAUAAGAAAUUUGAGGAUUGUUUUCACCUGUAUUUCAUUUUUAUGUGACAAUCUUCAUUUAAUGGAGACACACUUUUGAAUAACGAACAAAAAAACCCCCAUCAGAUUAAACCUUAAAAAGGUCCCCUGGUGCAAAAUGGGCUUUUAAAAAAAAUAGUUAAAAAGAGUAAUGUGUCCCUUGAGCCUCUUCAUGAACACCAUACAUGAGAAAAAUCUGAUUUCGCUCACUUGUUUGCUACAGUUUUGAGGAAAAAGGCACUUCAAUGGUCACUCCUCAUGGACAUGAUACAACUUCUGACCUAGUCCUAGCUAGAUGUGCACACCCCGUGUAUAAACCCACUACUUCAGGCUUCACUACACAUCUUAAAAUAAAGCCUAGUUUACUUUUACUCCUGUUUAUUUACUAAAACAUGUUUUAAUUUUAGUCAUACUAUAAACGAAGUUGUCCUUUGUUUAUAGUGGUUUAUUGGUUCCACACCCGACCGCGACAAAUGAAUUUCCGCGAUAUAGGAGUCAAUGUUAAUAGAAUAUUUUCAUAGUUAAAGCAUAGAAAAUCUGUUUAUCACUUUCUAAAUACAAUUUUUAACAUCAUUAGGGCCCUAUAGACAUGAAAUAACACCCAUAUAGUCACCUUUACACUCCUAUUCUUUCUUUACAACACACUGCUCAACUCUUAUGAUGCAGGGACUCCACAGACAGCCGAUAGCUAGCGAGCUAACAGGCUAGCGAGCUAACCAGCUAGCCUAAAUUUCUUCAAAACUCAAGAAGCCAAAAACCGACCACUUCUCUUACCACUUCCACGUGAAAUGGGAGGAGAACCUUCACUCUAUCAUGUUGACAUGCCAUGGCCGACUUCAUGCAGUGUUAAGGUCAUGACUCAACGUUUUGUGUCAUUACUACCGCCUAGUGACCAGAAUACUUCAUAUCGCUUGUAUUUUAAUAUGUUUUGACUAAUCUACCACAAAACAGCGAUCAUUUAUCAAUUAAUUUCUGAAAAAAUAUGAUAUAGUGAGGGAGCAAUAAUGAAACUGCGAUAUUGUGAGGGAUGAGUGUACUGUAACUUUUGUCCACUAAAAUGACAGUAAAUUGAAUCAGCUAAAAUAUAAAGUCUGAAGAAUAAGGCAUCUUUAAAGUUUCCUUGAAACCACCUUUAGACUACCUGCAAAGCAUCUCAAAUACAUAAAAUUCACAGAAAAAAAGUACUGUAGAUCUGCUGUCAAUGAAUAUAUCAAUAAGUUAAGAAUUUCACCCUAGCCUUAGUGUUAUAUUUUACCUGAAAUUAAAAAAUAGAAAUAAUAAGACACAUAUGAUAAUAUGGCUACUGUACGAAGUAAUAAAUCAACUCUGCAUAACGCACUCGGCAUCUAUAAUGCAACUGACAUAUGGAAAUAAUACAUGAUUGUGAAAAUUGUCACUUCUCUUCGCUUCACUUGUCAGGACGACUUCAAGUUAGUUGGGUUUUUAGCGGUGAUAAAUCACUCCACAUGGUUUACACUGUGUCGUGUUCUCCAUAGUAUCAAACGUGACAUGUCAGUAUGUCCGGUCUUCUCUUUCUUCCAGGCGUAGACAUGAUGCAGCAUGUAACUUGUUACAAUAUUUCAGCAUAAAGCAUAAAGUAAUACUCCCAACAGCCCUACCUCACAAAGACAGUAGCUCUGAUUGGAUCUCAUCCCCCACCGGGCCCGCGCCCUCUCCCACACGCAGCUAAAAUAGCUGUGGCUGGAUAUAUUCCCAAUGCAAUCCUAAAUCUCACCCACCUGUCUACAAGAUUUCAUUUCUGUUCACAUUUUCAUCCCGUUUUUUUUUUUCCAUUGACAAAACUGUCAGUUCAUUUUAUCAUAGUUUUUUGUCAAAGUGCCUUUGUUUUGAUUCAUUAUCAUCUGGGGUUUUUUUGUCAGGGAAAAAGAGCCGUUGACGAAAACUAUGACAAAAAUGAUUCUGUAUCCGUCUAGUUUGAUCAUUUUGUUUCUCCUCAGCAUGAUGAUGCUAUUGAAAUGUGAGCGUAAAGUUAGCACUGUAACUCACGGACUGUAGCUAUGCUACUGUUGCUAACAUGUGUGCCCUCCUGUUUCACUCCUUAAUGAUAUGUUGGCUUAAAGAUGUAUGUAGAUAAAGUGCACAAUAGCACUUCUUGGAGCCACACACUCGUGCACAAACACAGCACAUUAGCAUUAAAGCUGCAGACACACAAUAUGGCGUGGUCCCAGAAGGGCUACCUAAAAGCACUUUUAAACUCCAUCACGUCCAGCGUCAAGGCUACAUUUUGGACAAUAUACUUCCAAUACACUAUUUUUUAAAUUGGUGAAAAAUACUGGGACCUUUAAGUGAUGAGUAAUUGGGACAAAUGAGGACAAAAAAAGUCAUAAAAUGCUCACUUACAGCUACCUUGCUUCUCCCAACCCGUCUUUAGAAAGCUUAGACCUUCUCAUAUACACCUUAACAGGACUGUGUCGUUUUUUUGUGUUUUAUCUCAUCAAAACUGAGAGAUGGCAUGUAAGAGGACAAGACAAUGUAUGUUUACAAAUAGUAAUGUAUGAGGUCUGUGUGUUGUAUCACGACUGACAAAGAUUUGAUGUUUACACUGAGAAAAAUAUACCUCUCCACGUGCGACUGUGUUCUGAGGACCAUGGCACUAGCGUGUUAUUUACAUGGGGGGAAAAAAAGAUGGAUUAUAAGCCCCUUAUCUAUAUAGAUCUAGAAAAAAUGCUACAUUUUAGAAAUGAUUGGUUGGGUUUUGUUUGAAUCAGUAGAAAAAAUGUGUCGUAUAAUUUUGCUGGAGGGGGCAUUAACUUACUCAACUGCAGAGCGUACUAGUCAUUUAUUAGUAGUAAGGCGUUUAUUAGAGAGGAAAGACCUUUAUUUGUCUUGUCUUUGUUUUUUUUAUUUAGAAUUUUUGCCACAAACAAACAUUACGACUAAUCAACAAUACAUACAACAAUAUGAUAUGCAUUAUAAUACACUAUAUUAUUUGGUUCUGUUCAUCCCGCACGCAAUAAAUCGGCAACUUUUUUUCCGCCUGCUCUAAUCAGUGGACAUACCAGAAUAUUCCUCUUCUCUACUUUUUCCCUCAAUUCCCUAAUUCUUUCCUGUUAUUAUUAUUAAUAAUUGGAGCCCCGUAUCUAUUUGAGGAAAUGGAAAUGAAGUAGGGUGAUUGUCAAUGAACAAAACCAAACAUAUUUAUAUAAUGUUGGUGAACUAAAAAGUGUUAGGUGAUUGUGAGCAAUUAUGAGCUUUUACAGGCCUGUAUUGUGAAAAUGUCAUUGAGCGAAAGAGCAGCUCUAUCUGCUGCAUUUCUGUAACCACGCCACUUGCUACGAGUCUAUAAUAAGCCUUCACGCUCCCAUACACUGUUGACAACCUCGCCAAGCAGAGGUGUGGACCUUAAUUGUAGCUGUGACACUGGAGCCAUUUAUGAGGCGUUUGAGCCCCCCCCCGCUGACAAUCAUGGGAAACAUCCAGACUUUUAACAUAGCAGGAGCAUGUAUUUAGCGAGGGAAACAUUUCUACUUGAGUCUGCCAUUAGUGUGUAUCAGGGCCGUUAGUGUCUUUCCCAGUUACAGAUGUGCCUAAGGACUGCAAGGCAGAGGCUGUUUUACAAGGAGGCAGACCCCGUUUAAAAAGUGAAUGGUACAAAAGGGGGUACACUCGUGUAGCGUUCCAUCGUGUUACAUGUGGAAGGACAACAAACAAGUUCUUCUCAAGCAUUUGCAUGCAGUGUUUUUAAUUCAUUAAAACAAAUGCCUACAUUUAUUUUAAGUGUGAAUUAAUUCCUUCAAUUGUGUUUUUUUCCUUAUAGUAAGAGGGUGAAAAUUAUGUUUUUAGGGAAAAAUAUAUGGAAGAUAAGAUACAAGCAGCACAACAUUCAGAAAGAUUUUUGGUUCACUUUAUAAAAAUAUUCUCUUAGUAGUGAUUUCAUUGACAAUGUAACCAUACCCGCUUUUUUAGCAAACAAACAAAAAACAAAGUUGUUUCCGAAGAAGAAUAACAGUCAAAAAAAAAUCAUACAAUUCAACUCAAAUCUCUGAUCGGCAACAAAAAGCCAGUGAAUUUCAGAUGUAGCUGGACUACAUAGUUACAUUUUACUAUUUUGUCCCCUUUAACAGAAAUAAAAGAUCUGAUCAGUGCCUGUUUCAGGUAUAGUAUAGUCAUUAAGGUAUAGUCAUUAAUGCUAUACCUUAAAUGUGCCAUUAUUUACAUCAAAUGUGACAUUGUACAUUUUAAUUAACCCCUUAGAAUUCCGGGAUUUUUUUUGUGCUAAAUUGCCGAAAAAAAAAAAAGUCACACCCAAAGUAAGUGUAAAAAAGUCUUUGAACUAUUUGAAGUCAUGUUUUGAGCUCUGUUGAAAGGCAACAAGCAGAAUUUUAUCCUUUUAGAUUCACCUAUAUCAGUGGUCCCCAACCCCCGGGCCGCGACCCGGUACCGGGCAUUUCCAUUAUUUCAUUUUUGUUAUGUUUUAUUUUGAGGAGUGGCCGGAUUCUCUCUGUUACAUCCGUCUGAUUUGACGCAUGUCCAUUGUGCGUGUGCUAACUUUAUCUCAUGCCGCACAGAUAGACUACUACUGUAUUUUUACCAUUUUUCUUUCACCUCAUAUUUGGUCUCAAAUGCUGAUACUAUGUGGGAAUGCAUAAAGGUAAGUUUUGAUGACUUAUUGAGUGCUAAUGUGCACAUUUGUCUCAAGUUAAUUCAUGCUAGCGCACUGCCUUUUACCACACACGUCAAACAGCGAUGUAAUAAUCUCUCUGGAAAAACUUGGCUGGAACUUGAACUGGUGGAUGGCAUUCAUUUUGUUCUUUUAAUUUGAUGUUAUUCAUGUCUUAGUUUUACACAAUACAUAAGAAAUAAGAUAAAUUAGAUCGCUAUAAUGUAUGACACCCCAUCCCCCCUCCCGCCCGGUCCGUUGGAGAUUUGUGGGAACACAAGCCGGUCCGUGGUUCAAAAAAGGUUGGGGACCACUGGCCUAUAUAUAUAUAGCGAGUAAUCUUUCGUUUAUUGUGGUUAAUUGGUUCCAGGCCCGACCGUGAUAAGUGAAUUUCUGCAAAGUGGGAUCCCUUCUUUGUAAAUUGAAUAUUUUCAUAGUUAGAGCAUAGAAAACCUGUUUACCAUCUUCUAAAUGUUUAACAUUAUUAGAACACUUUAGACAUUAAAUAACACCCAUAUAGGCACCUUUACAUUCUUAUUACCCAAAAUAGCAUAUAUAAUGAAAGAAAAAGCCCCCCCCCCCCAAAAAAAAGCCAAAUAGAAUUCAUGUGUGUCGCACUAAAUGCGUUCCGGUGCUAGUAGGGGAGAAGAAUGUGUAGCGGUGGGUUAUUGCCGCAACAGUAGCCCGUGUUAUUAUUAUGAUUAUUAUUAUGUUAUUAUUAUUGUGCCUGUUGUGAGAUCAUUUAAACCUGCAAUAAAAGCCUGUUCUUCUGGCAAUGAAGUCUGGUGCUGGUCUCACCAAACACUUACUGACACCUAGUGACUAAUUUUGAAUACUGCACUCACAAUUUGAAUGUAUUCUUAAUGGUUUAUAUUUGUAUUUUAGUGCAUUUAGCCAAUUUUAUGCUUGAAAAUGCUUAAUUUAGGCAAAAGAUACGUACAAUUUGCUUCAAUAUGUAUUAUAUAUGGAUU
Dunckerocampus dactyliophorus (ringed pipefish) is the source of this 7476-nucleotide messenger RNA. It is a transcript of the gene fam78bb, whose product is annotated as family with sequence similarity 78 member Bb. Lineage: Eukaryota; Metazoa; Chordata; Actinopteri; Syngnathiformes; Syngnathidae. The coding region runs from base 643 to 1431 and encodes 262 amino acids. The transcript is spliced from 2 exons. The record is from RefSeq and is a predicted model, not a curated record.